Molecule: messenger RNA, 4072 nt
Organism: Misgurnus anguillicaudatus (oriental weatherfish)
Lineage: Eukaryota; Metazoa; Chordata; Actinopteri; Cypriniformes; Cobitidae
Gene: myt1a
Product: myelin transcription factor 1a
Biological process (GO): regulation of transcription by RNA polymerase II
Cellular component (GO): nucleus
Molecular function (GO): zinc ion binding; RNA polymerase II cis-regulatory region sequence-specific DNA binding; DNA-binding transcription factor activity, RNA polymerase II-specific
Source: RefSeq, a predicted model, not a curated record
UUGGAGAAACAAAACAAUGCGAGCGAGCCAUCUGUUUACUUCAGGCCAGGCCUACAUAAUAAUGCACAAUUACAUAUAAGAUGGUCGCAAUUUGUUUAGUUUUGAAUUCAAAUAACUGUCGCUAUAUUUACUGAUGAUGUUUUAGGACCUCUGUAGGUUUAAAUUGCUUUAAACACUUCCGUUAUACUCCAAACCAUGCUAUUGACGUUAUAUCAUAGAAUUUUACGUGUAAAUUGCGUGAAAUAUGAAUAAUGAACGUUUAAGAAAUACAGUCAGGUGGAGGUCAUCGGUCCUGUAGACGUAUUUAUUUCGUGUACUACCUAAUUUUUCACAGUCGAGAAGAGUUUCACAGAGAAUGAGUUUAGGGGGCAGCUGCUGAACCAGAGGUGGACACGAGGGGACAGAAUCAGCAGCUGGGAGAACAGGAGGAUUAAGAAAAUAAAAAUGAGCCAAGACGCAGAUGAGAAGCGCACAAGAACUCGCUCAAAAGGCAUCAGAGUUCCUCUUGAGCUCGUUGGACAAGAAUACAGCUGCCCUACGCCAGGUUGUGAUGGCUUAGGCCAUGUCAGUGGAAAAUAUGCACGGCACAGAAGUGCAUUGGGUUGUCCAUUAGCUAAGAAAAGAAAACUUCAGGAGGCAGAGGAAAAUCAACCACCCUCCAAAAAGAAGCCCAAUCCUCUUAAGCUGGCCAUGGAUGAUGGGUUCAACGCAGACAGUGACACAAACAGUGAAACGGAAACAAAAGACGAAGGGGCGGAGUCUGAAGAGGACAUUGUCGAUAAAGAGGUUGACGCGAAGGAAGACACGUCGACAUCUGAAGCGCUGACAGUUGUGGUAGAUCCAGACGAGAAAAAGUCACCUGUUAGAGAUGCUUCAAGUCCAGUACCAGAGACUGAAAGUGAAAAAAUGCAGGAAAAUACUGAGGAUACAUCCAUCCAACAAAUCACCAUGGACAGCGAUCCUGAAGAGGGUCUUCAGGUUGCCACUGAUAUUCAGGCUCGAGAAGAAGAGGUAGAGGAGGAAGCAGAAGAAAUCACAGAAGAGGAAAGAGUGACGCAGCAGCUGAAAGAGACCGAUGAGCCUGUGCAAACAGUAGAAGAGGAAGACGAAGACGAAGAGGAGGACGGAGAAGAGGAAACGCAAUGUUCCAGCCAGAAGAACAACUUGGACCACCAAUACUAUAGUGGAGACUUUGGCAAAGUCCAGACCAAAGAGACUGAGGAGACAGAGAAGGACAGCGAAGAUGAUGACGUAGAAGGAGAUGAAGAAGAGGAACAGGCUCCUUCUAACUCCCUAACUGCCCCUGUCACCACUUUAGCUCAGGAAUUAGAACCACACAACAUCCCAAACCACCCCCUUGGUGAAGACGAUGAGGAGGAGGAGGAUGACGACGAAGACGACGCUUCGGAUAAAGACUCACCCACUGUGGUUAUCGAGCUGGGCUCGGAUGGAGAAGAAGAGGAAGAAGAAGAGGAGGAGGAAGAUGACGGAGAAGAGGAAGAGAUCGAUGAAGAUGAUGACUUAGAUAGCAUGUCACAGAGGUCAGACGUUACGGAUGACUCCGAGACAUACGACAUGACGCGGGGUAAUCUGGGACUGCUGGAACAGGCCAUUGCACUGAAAGCCGAGCAGAUAGGUCGCAGCUCCGAUGAGAGCAUGUCUCCUGGGCAACAACUGUAUCACAGUCCAGAGGAUAGGUCGGGUAAAAUCUUGGACGUCACAGGUCGCAGAGGAUACUACAGCAAAGAAGGAUCUAGAUCAGAUAAGAAGGAAAUCAAGUGCCCCACUCCAGGGUGUGAUGGGACAGGUCAUGUGACCGGACUGUACCCACACCACCGCAGCCUUUCCGGGUGCCCACACAAAGAUCGAAUCCCUCCAGAGAUCCUGGCAAUGCAUGAGAACGUUUUGAAGUGUCCAACACCUGGAUGCACAGGUCAGGGACAUGUCAACAGCAAUCGCAACACACAUCGCAGUCUAUCUGGCUGCCCGAUUGCUGCCGCAGGAAAACACAAGACCUAUGAAAAGCAGCCACAGUCUCAGACCUCUAUCAGCGAUCCAUCCACUGGAAGUUCAAACUCAGACAGAGUCCUCAGGCCAAUGUGUUUUGUAAAACAGCUGGAGAUCCCUCAGUAUGGCAGCUACAGGCCCAAUGCAAUGCCAGCCACCCCUCGGGCUAACCUGGCCAAGGAGCUGGAGAAGUAUUCCAAGGUGUCUUUCGACUAUGCAAGCUUCGAUGUGCAGGUGUUUGGUAAGCGCAUGCUUGCCCCCAAAUUGCCUACCAGCGAAACCUCACCUAAAGCCUUCAAAUCUAAACCAUUCCCCAAAGCCCCAUCCCCGAGCCACAGCCUGUCAGGAGGCUACACCAAAAGCAGCUCCUCUUCCACAUCCAGUGGGUACGACUAUACCCACGACGCUGAAGCCGCUCACAUGGCUGCCACUGCUAUUCUCAACCUGUCCACCCGCUGCUGGGAGAGGCCAGAAAACCUCAGCACCAGACAGCCAGACCAGAACAGCAAGGACAUGGAGAUUGAAGUGGAUGAGAACGGCACAUUAGACCUCAGCAUGAAGAAACCUAAAAUGGAGGGAGUGACAUCACCAGACCCUUCCUCAUCCUCAUCCUCAUCUUCUCAACACCACGGUGUCACCUCGCCCCACUCAAGCCACACCUACAAACAAGAAGAGUGGGAGGGGCCUCUGGACUACACCAAGUCGAACCGACAAAAAGAGGAGGAGCCAGAAGAGAUUGAGUACACCACACACUCGUAUGCCUCCUCUGAUGGAGAAGAUGAUGACGGCACUCAGGAGAGCCUGGAUGAUAGGAAGUACCCUGGUGAGGUCACUACCUCCAGUUUCAAAGUCAAGUUCCAGCCCAAGGACUGCAAGAAGGAGGUUUUGCUAUGUCCCACCCCAGGUUGUGACGGCAGUGGACAUAUAACCGGGAACUAUGCAUCUCACCGCAGUCUCUCUGGUUGUCCCCUUGCUGAUAAAAGUCUUCGGACCCUCAUGGCUGCCCACACUGCUGAACUCAAAUGUCCUACUCCAGGUUGUGAUGGAUCAGGCCACAUUACUGGAAACUAUGCUUCCCAUAGAAGUCUGUCUGGAUGCCCACGUGCCAAGAAGGGAGGAGUCAAAACCACUCCAACUAAGGAUGACAAAGAUGAAUCUGAGCUUCUCAGGUGCCCAGUGCCAGGUUGUGACAGUCUGGGGCAUAUCAGUGGGAAAUACGCCACCCACCGCAGUGCUUAUGGGUGCCCACUGGCAGCACGCCGGCAGAAAGAGGGCAUGUUAAAUGGCACACCAUUCUCCUGGAAAGCCUUCAAGGCUGAGGGCCCAACCUGCCCCACGCCAGGAUGUGAUGGAUCGGGGCAUGCCAAUGGCAGUUUCCUCACUCAUCGCAGUCUAUCAGGGUGCCCCAGAGCUUCAGCUAACAAAAAGAGAGCACGCUUUCCAGGAGAUGACUACAUCAGCAAGAAAUUCAGGGCAAGUGAUGUUCUUGACAACGAUGAGGACAUUAAACAGCUAAACAAAGAGAUCAAUGAGUUGAAUGAGUCAAACUGUGAGAUGGAGGCAGACAUGGCUAACCUUCACACACAGAUCUCAUCCAUGGAGAAGAAUCUCAAGAGCAUGGAGGAGGAAAACAAGCUCAUUGAGGAGAAGAAUGAGGCUAUGUUCGUGGAGCUGUCAGGCCUGAGCCAGGCUCUCAUCCGCAGUCUUGCCAACAUCCGUCUACCACAGAUGCAAGAGCCAAUCACCGAACAGAAUUUCGACACCUAUGUGGACACACUGACCCACAUGUUCACCGAUAAAGAGUGCUAUCAGAACCCGGAGAACCGAGCCCUGCUUGAGUCAAUCAACCAGGCCGUCAAAGGCAUCGAGGUGUGAGACACAAUGGGGUUGCAGAACCAGACCAACAACAUUAAAAUAGCAUCGGAGGACAUUCAGGUCUCCUACUAAAGCGAAGAAGGCCUGUGAAACUCAGAUGAAAGGACCAAAUUCCAAUUCCAAAUUAUGCUGCUUAGCAAUUUUGAUGAGAUAUGAUCCUUUGCCUCUUAAACCAAGCUGGCUCAUCUUC